AUGUCGCCCAGCGGCGAACGCCUCAAGGAUGAGGGCUCCCGUUUGCAGGUUGUAACGGCCGGCGCCACCGCCGGCCUGUUUGCUCGCUUUGUCAUUGCCCCCCUCGAUGUCGUCAAGAUCCGCCUGCAGCUGCAGACGCACUCGCUCUCCGACCCUCUGUCGAUCCGAUCAGCCAGGGGCGGGCCCGUGUACAAGGGCACCCUGAACACCAUGAGGCACAUCAUCGCCAACGAGGGCAUCACUGGCUUAUGGAAGGGAAACGUCCCCGCCGAGAUGAUGUACGUGUGCUACUCGGCCGUUCAGUUCACGACGUACCGCACCACGGCGCAGUUCCUCAAGACCGCGUUUGACAACCGCCUACCGAACGCCGCUGAAUCCUUCAUCGCCGGAGCCGCUGCCGGCGCGGCCGCCACGACAGCCACAUACCCCCUCGAUCUCCUACGAACCCGAUUCGCGGCGCAGGGCAACGACCGGGUGUACACAAGCCUCCGGCGCGCGGUGGCGGAUAUCUAUCGGGACGAGGGCCCACGCGGCUUCUUCCGCGGCCUCGGACCCGGCGUGGCGCAGAUCGUCCCGUACAUGGGCAUCUUCUUUGCUCUGUACGAGGGCCUGCGGCUGCCGCUGGGCGAUCUGCACCUGCCUUGGGGCGGCGGCGACGCCACGGCCGGCGUCCUGGCCAGCGUGCUGUCCAAGACGGCCGUCUUCCCGCUCGACCUGGUGCGGAAGCGCAUUCAGGUCCAGGGGCCGACGAGGGCGCGGUACGUGCAUAAGAAUAUCCCCGAGUACCCCGGCGCGGUGCGCGCCAUGCGCAUCAUUUUCGCGAAAGAGGGUGUUCGCGGGCUGUACCGGGGUCUCAUGGUGAGUCUCAUCAAGGCUGCGCCGGGGAGCGCGAUCACGGUUUGGACGUAUGAGAGGGUUUUGAGGGUGUUGCAGAGACUUGAUGGUUCUGAUGACCAGCGGUUUUGA
Messenger RNA from Colletotrichum abscissum, 966 nucleotides. RefSeq lists its product as uncharacterized. Gene Ontology annotation, molecular function: transmembrane transporter activity. The transcript is spliced from 3 exons. The coding region runs from base 1 to 966 and encodes 321 amino acids. Gene Ontology annotation, biological process: transmembrane transport. The record is from RefSeq and is a predicted model, not a curated record. NCBI's taxonomy places the organism in Eukaryota, Fungi, Ascomycota, Sordariomycetes, Glomerellales, Glomerellaceae.